Molecule: messenger RNA, 1412 nt
Organism: Carassius carassius (crucian carp)
Lineage: Eukaryota; Metazoa; Chordata; Actinopteri; Cypriniformes; Cyprinidae
Product: putative nuclease HARBI1
Exons: 3
Coding region: 203-1357 (384 amino acids)
Source: RefSeq, a predicted model, not a curated record
GGGGCCGUAUGUAUAAAGCCACUCAGAGUAAAAUUUUAGUCUCAAGUCUGUCAAAAUUCUAAGAAUGACGUCAUUUUACUUUUAUUCCUAGACUUAAGAAUAAGUGUGAUUCAUAAAGGUUCCUAAGUGUUAGGACUAGGUCUCAGCUCCUAAAUUAUUUAAGAGAGCUGGAGAGGUCUCCUAACCAGUUAGGAGUAACAAGAUGGCAGCAGAGAGGAGGAGGCCGCGCAGUUUCCAACAACGUAAGAAUGUGUUGGAAUUAUAUGAUGACAGAGAGUUGAUCAAACGAUACAGGCUUGAUCGUCAGGGUAUUCUUUUUGUUACUGACCUAGUCAGAAAUUCAAUAACUUCUCCCACUGUAAGAAACUAUGCUUUAACUGCUGAAAUGAAAGUUAUAAUGACUCUGUGUUUCUUGGCAACUGGAAAAAUGCAGCAAUGCACCAGUGAUGACUUAGGGCCAUCACAGUCCACAGUUAGCAGGGUCUUAAAUACCACUGUUGCUGCACUAACCAUACCAGUCAUAGUGAGGCAGUUCAUUGACUUCCCAACUGACCUUCAAACUAUACGGCAAAAGCAAGCAGAUUUUAUGAGGAUUGCGGGUUUCCCUGGAGUUGUAGGAACCAUCGAUGGCACCCAUGUACGCAUCAUUGCUCCAACUGUAAAUGAGGAGACAUACAUCAAUCGAAAAGGAUUCCACAGCAUCAAUGUUCAAGUCGUAUUUGAUGCCAAUUACAAGAUCCUCGAUCUUGUGCCAAAAUGGCCAGGGUCAACACAUGAUGCUCGGUUUCUUUCCCAGAGUGGCCUCACUGGGUUAUUCGAACAAAAUUAUGUUCGCCCUGGAUGUCAUCUGCUGGGAGACUCGUGUUACCCUUUAAAACACUGGCUUCUCACCCCUUACAGAAGACCUCAAGGAGAACAGCAGCUCAAUUAUAUUAGAGCACACAAAGUAACACGAGCCGUGGUGGAGAGAGGAAUUGGACAGCUGAAGAGAAGAUUCCAUGUCCUUCAUGGAGAGAUUCGACAUUCACCUGAGCGUGCUUGUCGCAUUAUUAUGGCUUGUGGCAUUUUGCACAAUAUUUGCAAAGCUCGUAACCUCCCAUUGCUUGAUGAUGAUGAUAAUGAUGAUGAUGACGAUGAAAAUGACGACCAUGGUGAUGAUGACAGUGAUCAUGAUGAAAAUGAUGACAAUACCACCGAACACACAUUACAAAGCAUUUCGGGGAGAGCAUCAUUCAGGGACUGCUUUGCUAACUCACAUUUUGGGGACUCAAUGUCAUCCUCAGUGGCUGCGCCCUGUGCAAAUCCAGUGUCUUGUGAGGCAGAAGGCUCAUCUGGAGGACACACGGAGAUGUCCUGAGAUGAUACAGGAGAAGAUGCAUCUGAUGGACCGGCUCCAGAAUUAUCCACACUAC